AUGUUCAUGGACGGAGCAAGCAAUGCUGAAGUUCGAGGUGCGGGCUUCAUCCUAACAAGCCUAGAGGGCUUCAAAAUUCAGUUUGCCCUACACUUUAACUUUCUAGCAUCCAAUAAUGAAGCAGAGUACGAGGCGUUGAUAGCAGGCCUGAGAAUGGCCAAAGCCAUCCAAAUCAAAAGGUUGACAGUGCUAGUUGACUCACAACUGGUCGUGAAUCAAGUUAAGGGGCACUAUGAAGACAAAGAUGACCGUAUGGUAGUGUACCUGGAAAUCGUCAAGAGGUUAGUAAACUCGUUUGAUGUGUUUGAGGUGAGCAGGGUGUCCCAGAACGAGAAUGAGAAGGUAGACACCUUCUCACGCUUGUCAAUAGAAGCGCUGGCUCAGCUCGAUGGGUCAGUAUAUAUUGAGCAGUUAUCUGAGCCCUCCCACCAAGUCUGA
Telopea speciosissima is the source of this 438-nucleotide messenger RNA. RefSeq lists its product as uncharacterized. The record is from RefSeq and is a predicted model, not a curated record. The coding region runs from base 1 to 438 and encodes 145 amino acids. The transcript has a single exon. Lineage: Eukaryota; Viridiplantae; Streptophyta; Magnoliopsida; Proteales; Proteaceae. Gene Ontology annotation, molecular function: RNA-DNA hybrid ribonuclease activity; nucleic acid binding.